AUGUUUCAGGCAUCUGUUCUAAUGGGAUUUUCUACAUCGGCCUUUCUGCCACAAGAGUACUUAGCAGAGAACGUGGAGAAAGAAUUCUCAUCGUAUUCUGAGAGCCGGUGUCCUGGGAGAAGACUCAGGCGGCCGCCCCAUAGAAUAAAUCUUGAUAUAAGUGCCAUUGACACUACAUCCAUGGACGACCUGUCAGAGAUUAUGGACAUUCAGAGUCGGUCUCUUGCUCCCUGGGAUUUUAGGUAGGUCAUCAUUGCUGAGUCCAUAAGUCGUAGCUUGAAGAAUUCUGUACUUUACUCACCUAAUCGUUGACUUGUCAAUGUUCUAGUACUUUUCCCCUGCAACAAAAUAAAAUUCCAUACCGCAUUUAUAAUUCUGUUUGAAUUCAAAUAAGGAAAUUACAAGAGCAAUAAAUAAAUGAAACUCUUUUCAUUUCGGUUUUCAUUUCCCCCAUUAAAUCUGCUACCUAUAUGGAUCAAUAAUGCACAUGUCUACCUGUUCACAUGGGAUUUAAAAAGAAGCUUUCCUUUUUUUUUAAUUGGGUAUAUACCCAGUGUUUCUAUCUCUUGAAAACAUUUCUUGAGAUAAUAUGUGUGUACAGAUUGAAGUAUCUCUCCACACUAGCACUCACUCACCUUAGGAAGAGGGUACAAUUUUAAUAUAACUUUGACCCUGCUUUUCAGCACUUGUUGAAAUUAAUAAUAUCAUCAUACUUAGAUGUUAAAUUCUCUUUGAAUUACAACAAUUCUAGCCUUAGUGAAUAACCCUGUUAGUUUCGCAGUUCUCCAACUUGUGUACAGCAGCAGAAACCUACAAUAAACAUAGACAUGAAUUAGCAGGUAGCAUUUAAGGAAGUACCUGGACCUCCUGGUUUGGCAUCUUAAGUGUAGUACCAAUUGUCCCAAAUACAACAAUAUCAUUGAUCAUUUAGGAGAGGAAUGCUAGAAUUCACAUUUUACACACAGUAUAUAAUAAAAGCUCUUAACCUGCAUGCACCCUUAUUUUAUUGAGGUAACUGAAUAAGGUAUAUGAUUUUUAAGAUAAGUUUCUGGAUAAUUUUCUCAUUUAGCACUAGAAGCUAUUUCCAAAUCCUUGGUAUUUUAUUGUCAUAAAGUCUUAAUAUAUUAUAUUUUAUUUUUUUCUUACAGUCUUGACAUGGACCCCAACAGAUACCCAAUGGUCAUAUCCGAAGCCAAUUGUCUAAGUUCUGUCUGUACAGAUUCAAGUGGGAAUGAAAACCCUGAGCUAAUAUCACUUCCUAUCCAGCAGGAUAUCAUGGUUCUCAUCCGGGAACAGAAAGACUGUGACUAUGUGUACAAACUGGAGUCAAAACGGGUUACUGUUGGUUGUACAUGCGUCUGGCCCAAUGAAUUUGAAGUCGAUCCAAUGGAAGAAAUUGACAUCUAUUUAUCUCGGUAA
Molecule: messenger RNA, 1419 nt
Organism: Pelobates cultripes (western spadefoot toad)
Lineage: Eukaryota; Metazoa; Chordata; Amphibia; Anura; Pelobatidae
Source: the annotation of a GenBank genome assembly